CGAGCAGCCUGGACCAAAGUUGAAUGUGUUCGGUGCAGUACCGUUUCAACGUUUGCCAAGGACGAAUCGCUUGCAGCGCAUCAGGAUAGCAACAAAAAAUAAUACUAUUAAACCAGACUAGUAGUAUUUAGUUAGGCCAAUGCACAGGAUGAGGCUGUGUCAACAGAAUCCAAAUUACACACCGCAUGGCCAGGAGUUAAGGAGGGCGUGUGAACGAAAACUUUGGCGGUAUAGAUACAUACAAAUACAAAUACGAACGAUGUACAUGCGACGAUACGUUACCGGGUUGGGCUUUUAUGUCGUCUGUUGUGUACCACGCUCCGCAUUCCCGAGUUGACAGCCUGCAUGUUUCUGAGAUGCUUUGAGUGCUCUCCGAGACGGCAAAAGUUAGCAACAAAAAUUAAGCGAUGUGAUGCUUGGCGACGUUUCGCAUUGGAUCGGUUCGGUUCGGUUUUAAAUUAACUUUCUGCGCCUUCUAUUCUUUCGUUCGACGCCUUUAAUAAACGCUGUCAUAAGGAUACAAAAAAAAAAAACGCAAAGACGCGCGCGGCUUUUCGCACAAGGAGAAACCUCAACCCUAUGCCUCUGAAACAAAGGACUCCAUUUAGAAAACGCGCUAUGCUGGUGCAGCAGCGUCUCAGAAGAUACAUGGAUAUGUCAACAGGAUAUUAAAGCAUUGGCCCUGAGAGAGUGUACACGAGUGUCUAAAGCGAGCAAUCAACCAACAUGGCGGCGGCGACAUCAUUAAAUCGUGAAUUUGUCGAGGGCUGGACACUGGCACAGACCCUGGGCGAAGGCGCAUAUGGAGAAGUGAAGCUACUGAUCAAUCGUCAGACUGGCGAAGCUGUAGCCAUGAAAAUGGUGGAUCUGAAGAAGCAUCCCGAUGCCGUGAUCUCAGUACGGAAGGAGGUCUGCAUUCAAAAGAUGCUACAGGACACGCACAUUUUGCGCUUCUUUGGCAAACGCUCACAGGGACAUGUGGAGUAUAUAUUUUUGGAGUAUGCCGCCGGUGGAGAACUAUUCGAUCGCAUCGAACCUGACAUCGGCAUGCCCCAACAUGAGGCCCAGCGCUACUUUACCCAACUGUUGUCCGGGCUAAACUAUUUGCACCAGCGCGGCAUUGCUCAUCGCGAUCUGAAGCCGGAGAAUCUACUGCUGGACGAGCAUGAUAACGUGAAGAUCUCUGACUUUGGAAUGGCAACCAUGUUUAGAUGCAAGGGCAAGGAGCGGCUGCUGGACAAGCGCUGCGGCACGUUGCCGUAUGUGGCGCCGGAGGUGCUGCUGAAGCCGUACCACGCUCAGCCGGCGGAUAUUUGGUCUUGUGGCGUCAUUCUGGUCACAAUGCUGGCGGGUGAGUUGCCUUGGGACCAGCCUUCGGCCAGUUGCAGAGAGUUCAUCACAUGGAAGGACAAUGAUCGCUGGCAAACGCAGACUCCUUGGAGCAAACUGGACACAUUGGCCAUCUCAUUGCUGCGAAAGGUGCUGGCCAGCACUCCAGGCUCUCGUCUUACACUGGACAAAAUACUCGAUCACAAAUGGUGCAACAUGCAGUUUGCCGAUCACGAUCGCUCUUAUGAUCUGGUUGACUCAGCGGCCGCCUUAGAGAUUUGCUCCCCCAAAGCUAAGCGACAGCGACUGCAGUCGAGCGCGCAUCUGAGCAACAAUCUGGACGAUUCCAUAUCGCGAAAUUACUGCUCACAGCCCAUGCCUGUUAUGGGUAGCGAGGUGGAAUUCGAUGCGGGGCCACGCAAUAAUUUGGCUUGUGGUCUGGAUGAGGAACGACAAGCGCUAGCCCAGGAGGCGCGCCUAAUACACUGCUUCUCACAGCCGGCCAUGCUGGACGAUUUGUUGCUUGCGACGCAAAUGAACCAGACUCAGAACGCCUCUCAGAAUUACUUCCAGCGCUUGGUGCGGCGUAUGACGCGCUUCUUUGUGACCACGCUUUGGGAUGACACCAUUAAGCGCUUGGUCAGCACAAUAGAGCGCUUGGGCAGCUACACGUGCAAGGUUAGCGAGGAAGGCGUGGUCACAGUGUCGACCAUCGAUCGUCGCAAGCUACGUUUGGUCUUCAAGGCGCAUAUCAUUGAAAUGGAUGGAAAAAUACUCAUCGACUUCCGGUUGUCCAAGGGCUGUGGUCUGGAGUUUAAGCGUCGGUUCAUCAAGAUCAAGCACGCGCUUGAGGAUAUUGUGCUCAAGGGUCCCACUACUUGGCCCAUUGCGAUUGCAACCAACUCGGUGCCUUAGUUAUUAAUCUACAGUUAAGUCGCUUCAUUAGUUUUGAAUAUUUGUAAUGCGCUAUCUUGUUGGAUAUCAUGAAACAUGUCUGGCUGUCUUUAGCUCCAUUGUGCUUAUCUAUCAUUCAUCACACUAUUAAAUUUAAGAACAUUUUAACCACUCGGACUUAUGUUACCUAAGCAAAUCGAAUAAGCUUUUAUUACUGUUAUGGUUGUAGCUCUAGAAUGAAAGUAUUUUAGUUAGCUAAACGUUAUGGAACAAUAAAUCGU
Messenger RNA from Drosophila busckii, 2504 nucleotides. RefSeq names its product serine/threonine-protein kinase grp (gene grp). The transcript is spliced from 7 exons. The record is from RefSeq and is a predicted model, not a curated record. The coding region runs from base 727 to 2244 and encodes 505 amino acids. Gene Ontology annotation, molecular function: tau-protein kinase activity; ATP binding; protein serine/threonine kinase activity. NCBI's taxonomy places the organism in Eukaryota, Metazoa, Arthropoda, Insecta, Diptera, Drosophilidae. Gene Ontology annotation, biological process: DNA damage checkpoint signaling; protein phosphorylation; microtubule cytoskeleton organization. Gene Ontology annotation, cellular component: cytoplasm.